Molecule: messenger RNA, 6871 nt
Organism: Poecilia reticulata (guppy)
Lineage: Eukaryota; Metazoa; Chordata; Actinopteri; Cyprinodontiformes; Poeciliidae
Source: RefSeq, a predicted model, not a curated record
GACUCAGCCUGCAGGGGGCGCCGCGGCCCGCUCCUCUCAGGGUCUCCCCGGGUAUAAAUGCGGGAGGAGCGGCUGCGGAGCGGAGAGGCUCUCCAGCAGCCAGAGGAGGAGGAAGAGGAGGAUGAGGGUGAAGAAGCGGAGCUGAUCUCAGGUCGGAGCCGCGGAGCUGAAACUGGAAACUUCCGGAUGUUUUUCUGAAGCUUUUCCUCAUCCGAGCAGGUUCUGUUCCUGGUUAGUUUCCUCCUGAUGCAGCUUCUGGUUUCUGUCCUGUUGGAUCUGAUGAUGAUGAUGAUGAAGAAACAACCCAAACUCUUCACAUAAAGUGGUCAGAAAAACCCAGAACUGGACCGAGUCCCAGAUUAGAAACCUUAAAACUUCCUGUCCCGCCUCCGCCAUGAGCGACGUCGUGCAGACGGCGGCCGGCUCUCUGGGUCUGCUCAGCAGCUCCUGCCUCACCAAGGUGGAGCUGCGCCUCACCUGUAAGGGCGUCUCGGACCGGGACGCGCUGUCCAGGCCCGACCCCUGCGUCGUCCUCAACAUGCAGUCCCACGGCCGGUGGAUGGAGGUGGACCGGACCGAGGUGAUCCGCAGCUGCGUCAACCCCACCUACUCCAAGGUCUUCACCUUGGACUUUUAUUUUGAAGAGGUGCAGCGGCUGCGCUUCGAGCUGUUCGACAUCAACAGCCACAACGGGCCGAAGGAGGCCGACUUCCUGGGCUCAGUGGAGUGUACGCUGGGACAGAUCGUCUCCCAGAGGAACCUGUCCAAAGCUCUGCUCCGACCCGGAGGAACCGUUGGGAAAACCAUCAUCACGAUCACAGCAGAGGAGCUGACGGGGAACGAUGACUACAUCGAGCUCUCCUUCAGCGCCAGGAAGCUGGACGACAAGGACUUUUUCAGUAAAUCGGAUCCGUUCCUGGAGCUCUACAGAGUGAACGACGACGCCACCAUGCAGCUCGUCUACAGGACUGAGGUAGGAGAUCAGAACCCACAGAUACUUCAGUACUUCASUAAUACUUCAUGUUUACAGCAUCAACGUAAAUAUUCAUCAAUAUCUGCAUUUCAGAAGACGUUUCACUUCCAGUUAAUCUGGUUUCAUUCGGUUUGUGUUAAUCUGGACCGGAACUGGGACCAGGACCAGGACCGGAACUGGAACUGGAACUGGAACCGGAAUCUGGACCAGGACCGGAACUGGGACCAGGACCGGAACUGGAACUGGAACCGGAAUCUGGACCAGGACCGGAACUGGAACCAGAACCGGAACUGGGACCAGGACCAGGACCGGAACUGGAACUGGAACUGGAAUCUGGACCAGGACUGGAACUGGAACCAGAACCGGAACUGGGACCAGGACCAGGACCAGGACCGGAACUGGGACUGGAACGGGAACCGGAACUGGGACCAGGACCAGAACCGGAACCAGAACCGGAACYAGCUGUUUUAUGUGGCCAUCGACUUCACGGCGUCUAACGGUGACCCCCGGAACAGCUGCUCCUUGCACUACAUCCACCCCUUCCGGCCCAACGAGUACCUGAAGGCGCUGGUGGCCGUGGGCGAGAUCUGCCAGGACUAUGACAGACUAUGCGGGUCCUUUUGGACCUGCUCAGGUAUCCAGGGUGUGGUGGAGGCGUACCAGGCCUGCCUACCCAAGCUGCAGCUCUACGGCCCCACCAACAUCGCCCCCAUCAUCCAGAAGGUUGCCAAGUCUGCCUCGCAGGAGGUCCACACCAAAGAGGCCAUGCAAUACUUCAUUCUGCUGAUCCUGACUGACGGCGUCAUCACCGACAUGGCCGACACCAGGGAAGCCAUCGUCCAGGCCUCCCAUCUUCCAAUGUCCAUCAUUAUCGUCGGGAUCGGGAACGCUGACUUCGGUGACAUGCAGAUGCUGGAUGGGGAUGACGGGAUCCUGCGGUCGCCCAAAGGAGAACCCGUCCUCCGGGACAUCGUCCAGUUUGUCCCCUUUCGCAAUUUCAAACAUGCCUCUCCAGCUGCUCUGGCGAAGAGCGUCUUAGCAGAAGUGCCCAACCAGGUGGUUGACUACUACAACAGCAAGGGCAUCAAGCCCAAAGUGCCCAGUGAAUACCAGUCUUCCAGGCCGUUUGGCCCCUGAACUUCAGCACCACAGCAAACCAACCUCACAAAAUGUUGACUGUCUUGUGUUUUUUGUCAAAGCGGAUGCUAAAGAUGAUGCACGCAGUAUUUACCCAUGAGGCAUUGGGGUCAUCUAUCCUUAAACCAGUUGGCCUUCACAGUCUUAUCCUGAGGGACCAAGUGUAGGAACCCCUUGGUUCCUGCUUUUGCUGCUGCUAGCUUAGUACUUUUAAUGAUGUCAUCAACUGAAACAUUUGCUGCCUUUCAUAUCAAAUAAUAAUUCCCAAUGGUAACCCCCUUAAGCUACACUCGUCUUCCUCUCUGGAUGAAGGUGGAGAUGCUUUUCAGGUCUCGUCGUUGAUCAGAGAGCUGCUGUUCUCCUGGUAACUGCUGAAGAUCAUAAGACCUGUAGGUCCAAAGUCCAUCUGGUUCACCCUAGAUACGCGUCUGAAAGGUCCAGUCAACAUUGAUCAUUUAUUUGUUGAGCAGAAACCUCAGUGCAUUGAGAGGUUUUGACAGAACCAAGAACAUAGUUGAACAAAGAAUAGGCAGUUGAACCUUCUGAAGGAGCAGUUUGGUUUCCGUCCUGGCCAGGAAACACUGGACCAGCUCUACACCCUCUGCAUGGAGCUCAAGGGAUUAUGGGAGUUUGCCCAACUGGCCCACAUUUGUUUCGUUGACCUGGACAAGGCUUUCAACUGUGUCCCUCAUGGGCACCCGUAGGGGUGGAGUACAAAAUCCAGGGUCCUUUAUUAGGGAUUCUCCAUACAGGCAUCACUGACACUAAGCCAGACCUGUUUUUGGUGCAUGUUGGAUUCCGGUGGCUGCCAUUUAUCACCAGUCCUGUUCAUGAAGGGCUUGACAUGUGGGAGGCAACGUCGCUCCCUCUCCAUUUAUUUCCUGUGGAACUUGCACAAUGAGGCAACAAUCACUCGCACUCGUCCAGAGAAAUUUGUGCAUUGGAAACAAGUGGACAUGUACGCCUGGGCUUUUUGCUACUGUUGCUGUCAUAUUCCUCACAUCGAGCCCAGAACUUGUAUAGUCAGGAUUUAUAGGCGUAGCCGAGUGCCGGGAAGGUCUGGUUUGUUGAUCGGUGGAUUUUGUUCCUUGUUUUAUACGAAUGAUGUGGUUCUGCUGGCUCUUUCUGGCCUGAAGCUCCAGAAUGCACAGGGACGGUUCACAGCCAAGUGUGAGGAGGCUGGAAGUCUGAGACAAUGGUUGGGCCAGUCUGGCCUCACCAGGUUGGAGGGACGUUCCUCCCUCAAGUGGAGGAGUUCAUCCAUCUUGUAGUCUUGUUCAUUAGUAAAGGGAGGAUGGAUAAGGAGAUUGAAAUCAGUGCAGCUGCUGCUGCAAUGCGGACAAUGCAUGGGUCCACUGCGGUGAGGAGAGCCGAGUCGAAAAGCAAGACUUUCAGUUUACCGGUUGGUCUACGGUCCAACCCUGACUCUGGAGAAAUCCUGCCUUUUUUACUUAGAAGUCAUCACAACCACAAUGACCACAAAGUCAAACACAUCCUCAGAGUUUUGUUGGUUCUGUUCGGUAUGCCGGUCCGGUGGAAGCUGAUGGCAGAAGCUGUGAAAGGUCAGCGGUUUCAGAAAUGACAUGUUGGGUACUUGUAGCGUCUUGUCUGAUGGAUUUGACCAGAAUCAGAACUGGACAUUUUGAUCAGUGGACUUUCAGAGGACAUCCCUGCAGGAUCGUUGGAUGGUUGAGCUGUUUCUAAGGUCAGGAGGCCAUGACACCAUCCACUUCCUUUGAGCCAGCUGGGCAUGCCACUUGUACAGGAAGUUAUUGACCACCAGGUGUCAAGCUCCACUACAAUGGGUAUGAUGUCACUAUGUUGGUCCUGAAACUGUGGAAAACGACCUCUGUGGCAUCUUCACAUGAAUCUAUGUAGGACCAUAGAUUCAUUCAUACAGGCUUCGCCAGCUGAGAAAGUCUUUGCAGUCACCAACUGGUAGAACCUCCUGCUCCCUUUAGAGGUUCACAGGUGUCUCCAUCUCACCUGCUUCAUCAGAUUCUCCUUCCUGGUUUCUCCAAAUUCAACCUUCACCUCGCUAGAUCACUGCCUGUUGCUGGUUGACCUCCUCCACCUUCAGGACUUGAACUCCUUCAAAAGAAGGAGCUCAGAGCAGAUCCCUGAUGGAUCCCACCCGAACCUCUGUGGCACUACCUCACACCUCACCACAGUGUCUCUGUCCUCACUUCCUCAUCCAGGACCUCAGUUCUUUCUCUCUGGAUCCACAAGGUCAGAGCAAAACCUUUGGAGCUUCUCUGUGGUUCUUCAGAUCUUUAACACCAAACAUCUCAUUUCCAGGGACCUUCAAUCACCCUGUAAUUUGGACAGUGUAGCUGGAUUAGCUCAGGAAGUUCUCAUCAUCCUUUGGAGAUUCUGCAAGUGACUCAUCAGGUCAACGGGCUCCAUGAGGUCCGUCAGCUUGGUGACUGUUGCUUUUUGGACCAAACCAGUCCAAGUACUCCAGAAGUUGUAGGAUAAACACACCGUUUGCAUCUGACUCUUCACACUCUGAUACGACUUGAGUCGCAAGAUCGAUUAUUCAUGCCAGAGUAAGUAUCGGUCUUAGUUGGACUUGGAGAUUCACUCACAGGGAAAUGCUAGCGAUCUGCGAAGCCCUGCUAUCUUUACAUCAUCUGAUCUGAUGUGUUUUGGUCUUUAACUUUCAUACCUCAGGACUAUUUUGGUUGGAACGUCAUGAGUACGAUAGGAAGUGUAAAACAGUAGCUACACAAAUACCAACUAAAACCUUUUACUAUCAGAACCCAUAGCAUGCUUCUGCAUGUCUGGAGCUCAGAAAAGGGUGAAACUGUGACCUUUCCUGACCUUUCCUGGUGUUUACGUUGGCAAGACUUCUGGUUCAAACUCUGGUCUGAAUAAUUGAUCUUACCAGUCCAGUGGUCUGUAGACUGGCCGUCCAGUCAGAGACUUUCUGACAGGAAAAAUCAGAUCAGAAUUUGAAAAGGUGGAUGCAAGCAGUGUGUUUUGGCUGUCGUCCUGUAGCAGGAACAUUUUGGAGGAAACAUCAUGAGGUUUCUGUCCUGCUGCCCCAGUUCAGGGUCAGACUUGAGUCGUGUGUAAAAAUGCUAAGUGCAGCACCUUGAGCAUCCGCUGUGCAUGCAUGGCCGACGACGGCUGAGAGCAGAAGAAAAGCACACAAACACAACGUGACCAAUGCAAGCGCCGCCUCCCUGCAGACAGCAUGCCGAGCAGGGAGGCAGUCGAUGAAGCAAUGUGUGAACCCCUCCCAACUCUCCCUGCUGUUUUUAAGACUGUGUUGAUGUUUUGCUAAACUUUCGUAAAGUUCGUAAAUUACAAAGAGCUGCCUUCAGAGACGUUUGCUUCCUCAACUGUUCCCCUUUUCUAAAACACUGAGGCAGAUGCAUGGCGUGUCGUCCUGCAUGCAGAUGUCCAAGCAGGACCUGCUGGUCUCUGCGGUUCCUUUUCUUGCUAGUGAGUAAAUAUGAGGUAAUAACGAUGUUCACACUGACGAGCCUCCAGCAUGUUCAUGAAACCAUGUGAGCAGAUUUAAAAGCACAAACUCUCUGGAGAAACCUUCUGUUGGACUUCAUUCAUUUCUGUCUCUGUGCUCCACCAGGUCCGUUUAGACCAGAACCCGACCAGAACCCCUCACUGUAAAGUACCUUGAGAAAUAAUAAGAGCUGGUUAUACAAGAACAGCCUUUAAAGCCGAAAAAUGAUCAAAUGUUAGAAGCCAUGCAUGUCAUCCAGAUGGAUCAGAACCAGAGGUACAUUCACCGUCCAGCGCUGGUCCACUGAGCUCCUGAUGGACGGAACCAGGAGAGGCAAAGAGCUCAGCUUUUAUUCUUCUCAGCUCUCUAAAGGGUCUAACCAGUUCUGGACAGUCCUGGUUCUGGAGGUCCAGAGUCCUGCAGCUCUUAACGUCUCUCUGGUCCAACAGCUGAAUCUCCUCCUCAGUCCAGUCAGGUUCUGCUAACGACCUCAUGAUGUGACUCAGGUGUGUUGAAGYRGAGACACACCUAACAGCUGCAGGAGGCCCUGCAGGCCUGGAGCUGCUCAAUCCUGGUCUAAUCAGUUUCAGUCUGGUUCUGAUCCAUCUGGAUGACAUGCAUGGCUUCUAAUCAGUCACACAUAAACAUGGUUAUGUAAGCUGCAGCGUGUAAGCAGACAGAAGAGGCUGAAACAGAAUCCAUAACACUUCUGUCUGUCCUCAUGUCUGUUUGACUGAAACGAGUUCAGAUUCGGGUAGUUGGGACAUUUUUUGUCUCCAAAACCUUCCCACAUUUAUUUACAUCAUCACUUCAUGGAAAUUGACUCUUUGCAGCCACUAAGCCAGGAGUUCACAAACUUUUCAACCUGUAACCCCCAACAGGUGACCUGGUGACUCCAUUACAUUAUUUAUCUGUAUUUAUGUAUAUUUAAUGGAUUUGUUUUUCAAAAAUGAGAUUUUUAUCAUUUGAUUUCAUCAUUUAAAACAGGGCUGUCAAACUAAGUUUCCUUUCUAAUGUCUAGAGGGCCACAGAAAAAACUAAGGUGGGCCGAGUUUGGCCCCUGGGCCUCUAGUUGAACACAUCAUUUAAUAGUUAAAACCCUCAGUUUGGAAAUCGCUGAUCUGAGCUAAACCUGGACAGGAAGUCCUGCUGUUUUUCAUUGUGCUUCUUUUUCUGAUUUACAGUCUGUAAAAAGUAUUCACCCCUUGGAUGUUUUCCUCACAGCCUGCAGGAAAAACUGGAAACAAGUUGGGUUUUUUUACUAAUUAUUUAAUAAAAAUGUAAAGUCUGCA